This is a messenger RNA of Dryobates pubescens (Downy woodpecker), 1946 nucleotides long. It is a transcript of the gene CELF3, whose product is annotated as CUGBP Elav-like family member 3. The record is from RefSeq and is a predicted model, not a curated record. The coding region runs from base 433 to 1794 and encodes 453 amino acids. Lineage: Eukaryota; Metazoa; Chordata; Aves; Piciformes; Picidae. Gene Ontology annotation, biological process: regulation of alternative mRNA splicing, via spliceosome; mRNA splice site recognition. Gene Ontology annotation, molecular function: mRNA binding. The transcript has 13 exons. Gene Ontology annotation, cellular component: nucleus; ribonucleoprotein complex; cytoplasm.
CUGAACUCUCCCGCUGGUACCGGGGCUCCCGUCCCUCCCCGGGCUCCAGCGGGGCGGUGAUCGGGCGGUACCGGCGGGGUCGGCCAUUGACGGCGACAACCGGGAUUUGAGGCGGGGAGCGGAUCGCAAAACCGGCGGGGACGUACCGGGAGCGCCGCCCCCUCGGGCAGAGCUGCCCCCGCCCCACCGCGCCCCGUCCCCGGAGCCGGAGCCGAGCCCCGGGGCCGCCUCGUCCCCUUUGUGUGCGCACCGCGGCCGGGGCCGCUACCGGGGGGGGGCACCGGGCAGCAGCGGUUGGGGCUUUCAAAUCCUUUUAUUCAUUUUUCGGGGGGGGAUUACGGAUCUGAGGCCACUUUCCGAGCCCGGUGAUCACGGGCGGCGGGAGCGGCCCCGGGGCCCCGGUUCUUCCCCAACCCCAUCCCCGGCGGCCCCAUGAAGGAGCCCGACGCCAUCAAACUCUUCGUGGGGCAGAUCCCGCGGCACCUGGAGGAGAAGGACCUGAAGCCAAUCUUCGAGCAGUUCGGGAAGAUCUACGAGCUCACCGUCAUCAAGGACAAGUACACCGGCAUGCACAAAGGAUGUGCUUUCCUGACCUACUGUGCCCGGGAGUCGGCCCUGAAGGCUCAGAGUGCCCUGCACGAGCAGAAAACCCUCCCGGGGAUGAACCGACCCAUCCAGGUGAAGCCAGCGGACAGUGAGAGCCGAGGAGAGGACCGCAAGCUCUUUGUGGGGAUGCUGAGCAAGCAGCAGGCGGACGAGGACGUGCGCAAGAUGUUUGAGCCCUUCGGGACCAUCGAUGAGUGCACCGUGCUGAGGGGGCCUGAUGGCACCAGCAAAGGCUGUGCCUUCGUCAAGUUCCAGAGCCAUGCCGAGGCCCAGGCUGCCAUCGCCGCCCUGCACGGGAGCCGCACGCUGCCGGGAGCCUCCUCCAGCCUGGUGGUGAAGUUUGCCGACACGGAGAAGGAGCGAGGGCUGCGCCGCAUGCAGCAGGUCGCCAGCCAGCUGGGCAUGUUCAGCCCCAUCCUGCAGUUCGGGGCCUACAGCGCCUACACCCAGGCGCUGAUGCAGCAGCAGGCGGCCCUGGUGGCUGCCCACUCGGCCUACCUCAGCCCCAUGGCCACCAUGGCCGUCCAGAUGCAGCACAUGGGCACCGUCAACCCCAACGGCCUCAUUGCCACCCCCCUGCCCCCCUCCUCAGGAACCAGCACACCGCCGGCCAUGGCUGCCACCCCUGUGCCCACCAUGGCUGCCCCACUGAGCGUCAACGGCUACAGCCCGGUGCCAGCGCAGGCCGCGGGCCCCCCCGCCCCCGACACCGUCUAUGCCGGGGGAGUCCCGCCAGUGCCCCCCUUCCCAGCCCAGAGCCCUGCUGCCCCUGCGGACCCCCUGCAGCAAGCCUACGCCGGCAUGCAGCACUACACAGCCGCCUACCCGGCAGCCUAUGGGCUGGUGAGCCCAGCCUUCGCCCCCCCGGGGCCUCUGCUUGCCCCCCCGCCCCCUCCGCAGCAGCAGCAGCGUGAAGGCCCCGAGGGCUGUAACAUCUUCAUCUACCACCUGCCCCAGGAGUUCGCCGACACCGAGAUCCUGCAGAUGUUCCUCCCCUUCGGCAACGUCAUCUCCGCCAAGGUCUUCGUGGACAGAGCCACGAACCAGAGCAAGUGCUUCGGCUUCGUGAGCUUUGACAACCCGGCCAGCGCCCAGGCUGCCAUCCAGGCCAUGAACGGCUUCCAGAUCGGGAUGAAGCGGCUCAAGGUGCAGCUCAAGAGGCCCAAAGAUGCCAACCGGCCCUACUGAGCCUGGUCCAGAGGCUCUGGAGCAGCACCCAUGGGUGCCCCUCACCCUGAAGAGCAAUCCCCCCCCCAGCACUGCCCACAGAAGGGGGCUUGCUCUUGCUGGGGAUGGGGGACACAGCCCCCCACAUGCUCAGGAAGGAUGGACACCCCCCC